AUGCAGAGUUCAGAGGGUGGAUCAGACUCAGCAGCUUCUGUGGCUCUUCACACUUCUGCAUCAGCCCAAGCUCCAGUAGUGCAGCCAGUGCCAGCGUCUCAGCAGAGGGUUUUGGUCCAAGCAGCAGGCUCCGCUCCCAAAGGAGCGCAGAUGCAGCAAAUCUCUGUUCCCAGAACACAACAGGUGCAAUCCGUGCAGCACGUAUAUCCCUCCCAGGUCCAGUAUGUGGAAGGAGGAGAAGCUGUUUAUACCAAUGGAACCAUACGAGCUGCCUACUCCUACAACACCGAAGCUCAGAUUUACGCCCCCAGCAGCGCAGCAUCCUAUUUCGAACCGCAGGGAGGUGGAGCUCAGGUGACUACAGCGGCAUCCUCUCCUACAGCCAUUCCCUCUCACAACAUGGUGGGCAUCACCAUGGACAUUGGGGGAAGUCCGAUCCUCUCCGGCUCGGGAGCCUAUCUCAUUCAUGGGGGGAUGGAAAACACUAGACAUUCUCUGUCACAUACUUCACGCUCCUCUCCAGCAACGCUUGAAAUGGCGAUUGAAAACCUACAAAAAAAUGAAGGGAUUACAUCACACAAAAGCAGUUUGCUCAACAGCCAUCUCCAGUGGUUGUUGGACAAUUAUGAGACAGCGGAAGGUGUCAGCCUUCCCAGGAGCUCUCUCUACAACCAUUACCUGCGGCACUGCCAGGAGCACAAACUGGAUCCAGUGAACGCCGCUUCCUUCGGAAAACUGAUCCGCUCAGUGUUCAUGGGGCUGAGGACUCGCCGUCUGGGAACCAGGGGAAACUCCAAAUAUCAUUACUACGGGAUCCGUCUAAAGCCAGAGUCUCCGCUGAACCGUUUGCAGGAGGACACCCAGUACAUGGCAAUGAGGCAGCAACCCAUCCACCAGAAGCAAAGGUACAGACCAGUGCAGAAGAUGGAUGGCAUGGCAGAGACUGGCUCCAAUAGUAACCCACACACUACCCCGGAGCAAUCGGUUGCUGCUCAAAGUCAACAUCAUCAGCAAUUCAUAGAUGUAACCCAUGUCUUUCCCGAGUUCCCAGCCCCUGAUCUAGGGAACAUCCUUUUACAAGAAGGGGUCACCAUGAAUGAUGUGAAAACUCUGCAGCUUCUUUACAGGCGACACUGCGAGGCAACUUUGGAUGUUGUAAUGAAUCUUCAAUUUCAUUAUAUUGAGAAACUGUGGCAAUCCUUCUGGAGUCCUAAAACACCAUCUAGUGAUGGCUCCGCUGCUCUGCCAUCCAGCGAAGAAGAACAUGAAGGGACCCUCCCAAAAGAUAAGCUGAUCACUCUGUGCAAAUACGAACCCAUCCUCAAAUGGAUGAGAAGCUGUGAUCACAUCUUGUACCAGGCCCUGGUGGAGAUUCUCAUCCCAGACGUGCUCAGACCGGUGCCCAGCACACUUACACAGGCGAUUCGUAAUUUUGCCAAGAGUUUGGAAGGGUGGCUGAUGAACGCAAUGAGUGAAUUUCCCCCCCAGAUUGUCCAGACCAAG
Molecule: messenger RNA, 1503 nt
Organism: Antrostomus carolinensis (chuck-will's-widow)
Lineage: Eukaryota; Metazoa; Chordata; Aves; Caprimulgiformes; Caprimulgidae
Product: DNA-binding protein RFX2
Biological process (GO): regulation of transcription by RNA polymerase II
Cellular component (GO): nucleus
Molecular function (GO): RNA polymerase II cis-regulatory region sequence-specific DNA binding; DNA-binding transcription factor activity, RNA polymerase II-specific
Source: RefSeq, a predicted model, not a curated record